Molecule: messenger RNA, 4388 nt
Organism: Candoia aspera
Lineage: Eukaryota; Metazoa; Chordata; Lepidosauria; Squamata; Candoiidae
Gene: MCTP2
Product: multiple C2 and transmembrane domain containing 2
Exons: 23
Coding region: 110-2758 (882 amino acids)
Biological process (GO): regulation of neurotransmitter secretion
Cellular component (GO): synaptic vesicle membrane
Molecular function (GO): calcium ion binding
Source: RefSeq, a predicted model, not a curated record
GCGGGGGCGAAGCUCGGGAGCGAGCCGAGCCGCGCGUGCGGUCGGGCUCCGGCAGGAGUUGGUGAGAGGCGUACAACUAGAAGUAUUAUAUAAGGCUGCCAGCUUAAUAAUGAAUCUGGAGAAACCUUCUGUGUGGGGAUCACUGAAACAAAGGACAAAGCCUUUGUUACAAAACCUGAGCGUCAGAAGGACUAAAAAAAGCUCAGCCAAAUUGAUAGAAAAAAGACAGAAACAUCCUUUAGAUCGGCGACUUAGUUCCUCGGUGCCGGAUGUGCUGAACAUAGAAACAAAUACUGAGGAAGAGACACACUAUUCACGGUCCAAAGUCAUGUCUACUUACUUCACGAGCGGCUUUUCUGCCAGUGAGAUAUUUCUUCAAAGCAGUAGUAGCUCUUCCACGGUGCAGACGGAGGAAGAAUGGCAGUGGAGUAAGGGGGAGACCGUCUGCUCGGAAAUUGGGGUUCAGGAAACUGAAGAGUUGGUGGUUGGUGGUCCAGAUUUGGAGGCAAGGCGGAAGUCCAGUGAAGAUUUCUUUGAGCUGCUGCGAAGGAACAGUUUCAGCACUGACCUUGCGGAAGAUGCACUUGAGCAAUCAUAUGGAAAUUCCAGCCUUGACUCCUCAUAUUCUUCUCACCUAUCUGAGGAGCAGUCUAGUCUUGAGGGAGGCAAUGAUGGUUUGAGUAAACCGAGUUCCUUUGCAUAUCUGUUGAUGAUACACCUGAAAGAAGGCAGGAACCUGGUCGUCCGUGAUCGCUGUGGUACGAGUGAUCCAUAUGUGAAGUUUAAGCUGAAUGGGAAGACCCUGUAUAAAAGCAAAGUGAUCUAUAAGAACUUGAAUCCAGUUUGGGAUGAAACUGUUGUGCUUCCAAUACAGUCUUUGGAUCAGAAACUCUGGGUGAAGGUGUACGAUCGAGACUUGACUUCUUCUGAUUUUAUGGGUUCAGCAGUUCUAAUGCUUCACAAACUGGAACUGAACAGGACUACUGAGAGGAUCCUAAAACUGGAAGACCCGAACAGCUUGGAGGAUGACAUGGGUGUGAUUGUGCUGAAUUUGAGACUUGUGGUGAAACAGGGCGAUAUUAAAAGAAAUCGAUGGCCAAACCGAAGAAGAUGUUCUGCACCAAAGGCAAGCUUCAUGAGAACCAGCAGGCUGGUAGACACGUUGCAAAAAAACCAGUUGUGGAAUGGAACAGUUACCAUUGCUUUACUGGAAGGAAGGAACAUUCCCAUGGGGGGCAUGACACAAAUCUUUGUUUUGUUGAAAAUGGGCCGGGAAAAAUUCAAAAGCAAGACACUGUGUAAGAGUGCAAAUCCACAGUGGAGGGAACAGUUUGAUUUUCACUACUUCUCUGACAGGAAGGAUGUAUUGGAGAUUGAGAUCUGGGGGAAAGAUAACAAAAAGCAUGAAGAAAUUUUGGGAAUAUGCAAAGUCGAUGUCGGAGGACUCCCUGACAAACAGGCCAACCGUUUGGAAUUGCCCCUGGAGAAACAGCCUGGAUUUUUGGUGGUGGUGAUCUCUGUUGCACCUUGCUUAGGGGUGUCUAUCUCUGAUUUGUGCGUCUGUCCCCUGGGAGACCCCAAUGAAAGAAAGCAGAUUUCCCAGCGUUAUAGUUUAAGGAACUCUUUCCAAAACAUCAAGGAUAUGGGAUUCUUGCAAGUCAAACUUUUAAAAGCUGUUGAUCUGCUAGCUGCAGAUUUUUCGGGCAAAAGCGAUCCCUUCUGCAUACUGGCGUUAGGGAACAGCAGACUUCAGAGUUACACCAUUUACAAAAACCUCAACCCAGAGUGGAAUCAGGUCUUUACUUUCCCUGUUAAAGACAUUCACGAUGUUCUGGAAGUAAUGGUGUUCGAUGAAGAUGGAGAUAAGCCGCCUGACUUUCUUGGAAAAGUUGCCAUUCCUUUGCUGUCUAUUAAAAAUGGGCAGCAGAGUUGCUAUGUGUUAAAGAAUAAAGAUCUGGAGCUUCCAUCCAAAGGCAUGGUCCACUUGGAGAUAGAGGUCCUGUUUAAUCCUGUAAAGGCAAGCAUUAGAACCUUUUCUCCACGUGAGAGGAGAUUUUUAGAAGACAAUCGCAAGUUUUCUAAGAAGAUCUUAUCAAGAAACGUGGAUCGUGUGAAAAGAAUCUCCAUGGCAAUUUGGAACACAAUACAGUUCCUUCGAAGCUGCUUUCUCUGGGAAUCUCCCAUAAGAAGCUUGAUAGCUUUUGUGGUGUUUGUGACCACAGUGUGGAAUUUUGAGCCAUACAUGGUGCCGUUAGCAUUGUUGAUGCUCUUUGGGUAUAACAUCUCCCUGAGCAGUCCUGACAAAGCCUUAAUCAUACAAGAUCCCCAGGACUGCAUUAUUGUAGAAGAGGACGAGGAUGAUGACGACAAGGAAUCUGAAAAAAAGGGUUUAAUAGAAAGAAUCCACAUGGUCCAAGACAUUGUUAUAACAGUCCAAACACUUUUGGAGGAAAUAGCUUCUUUUGCAGAAAGGAUAAAAAAUACAUUCAACUGGACUGUUCCUUUCCUCUCUGCUUUGGCUUGUUUAGUGCUCACAAUAGCAAUGAUUGUGCUAUAUUACAUACCGUUACGGUACAUCGUUUUAAUAUGGGGCAUAAAUAAAUUUACAAAGAAGCUAAGGAAUCCGUAUACCAUUGACAAUAAUGAGUUCCUAGAUUUCCUCUCCAGAGUCCCAUCUGAUGUUCAGAGGGUGCAACAUGCUGAAUUGAAACCGUACAGCAGUUCCAGUCCCAUUAGGAAGAAAAGGAGUGGCUUGUAGGAUGUGAACCUUGGAAUGUGGAGUGCCUCUUCCCGGAUGCUGCAUGCAUGGGGCUGCCUGUCUGGGCCCCCUCUCCUCCUUCCAGAUCAGUGCUGCAUUCACUCCACUGAACUCUGCGUGUCUCGUCUGGAAGUCAUACUUGGACUUCAAACAAAAAUCAAAGUCAUUCAUAAGAAGCUUGCCCUGGCUGAUUUGUCCCUGGAAGACCAGAAAUAGGACUGUUCCGCCCGGCAUCGCUUUCAGCACAGAUUUUAGAACCAAAGCCAGAUGAGAUGCAUUUUCUUAUCCCGUAUGAUGGAAGAGCCAUUUUUAAUUUCCCAUUCUGCACACCGAUUUGUCCCUGACAUGACAGUUAAGAUCACUGUAUGAAAGCCCGAAUGACUUUCCAUGUGGAAUUUAGAGUCAAAACCAGAUGACUUUCUCUUAUUUUGUAUAGUAGAAAAGUGCCUCUUUUUUUAAAAAGAAAAAAAACUUUUUUUGCACACCAAUUUACCCCUGGAAGAAAAGAACUAGAAAUUUCAUAGCCUGAAUGAUAUUUAGCAUGGAACCCGGAGUCAAAAUCAUAUGGAAGACUUUACUUUUUCUCUAAUGGGAAGGACGUCUUUCCCCCCACCAUGCCAAUUUGCUCUUAAAAAAUCAGAAUGAGAAGCGCUGAAAUUGUAAGAGUUUUUUUUUUUUUUUCUUUUGCUUCAAAGAAAGCCCAUUUUUUUGCAUUCUGGACUUUUUCCACCUGACAGAAUCAUGUCAGGAUAUAAACGGUCUCAUUGCUUGGACAAUGACUGCGUGUAGGUGAUUCUAAACUGCAGAUUAACAGAUCUUUGAAAUCUGUUUUCUGUUUUAAGCACUGUUCAGUUUAAAAUUUCUCAGAACUGCAGAGAAAUGCUCACCAUCCAUUCCUCCACCCCCUCCUCCUCUUCCUCCUCCUCCUCCUCCUCCUCUUCCUUUUUACCCUACAGUUGCUGCUGAUAAAUUCCCUGUAAAUGGCCAAUGACUGCCAGAUGCCAGAAUGGUUGUGCUUAAAAGGAGACUGUUGCUGGCAAUAUCCUUCCUUCGAGCCAUCAUUUAACAAUAUUGCGUGAUUUGAAUCUCCCACUGAUCCCUACUGAGGUUCAGUUUUGAUUUCCUUCUAAAACUCCAUCUUCUUGGACUCUGUCUCCUCAUUCUCAGUGCUGGUCUUAAUCCAAUAAUAUGAUUGUGCUUACAUAAAAUACUUUUAUAACCAUAUAGACAGGUUAAAACCACAUGGAAAAAAUGGAAAGAUACUUUUGUUUUGAUGUAUUUUUUUAAAAAAACUGUUGUAUUUAAAUUGUGCAAUCCAGGAUGAGUUUUGCUGUAUUGUUUACUUGGAUUUGGAGCAAGCAGAGUGGUUCUUAAGACCCAGUCUGUCUUGUUGGUGUUUAAUGCAAACCUCUGAAAAGCUAGAAUAUUCAGAUGGGGCAAAGAAACUGGUUGUUGAAUCCACUAUUUCAGUCUCAGGUCCUUCUAACUAAUGUUUAGGGAUUAUUAUUACAAAUGAGUGUUGAGUAGUGAUUCCCAACCUUGGACUCCAUGUUGUUGAUUAGCAACUCACAUUAUUUCUAGUCUGUAGUCAGGCAGAGUGGAUUAUGGCGUUAAUAAAAGAAUUAAAAUA